CACGCGCGCCUACACACACGCGCCUACACACACACGCGCCUACAGUCAGGCGAGCGGUGUCGGACGUGUUCGCUGUGUCUGUGCGUUGUUUACAUGCUGCCUACGCAUGCGGCCUUUGUCUUCGUAGGAACACAGCCAUCGUCAGUGUUUGCCAACAAGGACUUGAACGGGAGUGUUCCUGUAUGUAUCCAUAAUACUUAAACAUUAUCGCCGCCUCUGCUGCUACUGCAGCAGCUGUCACUCGGGGCGCAUGGAGAUGGAGGCGGCGGGUCUGGCUGCGUUGCUGGAGGAGGGAUCGGGGCCCCCAGCCCGGUAUCCGUGGUUGCAUUGCGUCUGUGCGAAACGUCACGGGGCGCACGUUGAGUGCGUGAAGCGUUGUUUGAACAUGAGCACGUGGCGGUGGGGCUGUUUCCUGUGGGCCCUGACCGCGGGGCUGACCCUCGCGCUCACCGGCUGCGUCGUGGCCUUGAUGCUGCCGCCACGGGCAACAGCUGGAGACGUAGAGAAGUGGCGCACGUGCACGACGAGCCACUGCGUGCAGGCCGUGAGCUCCAUGUGGGAGGCUCUGAACUCGUCGGGCGACCCCUGCGAGGACUUCUACGGCUUCAGCUGCGGCCGGUGGCUCCAGGGGAGCGGGCAGCCCACGGGGAAACCGCACUGGGGAACGUGGCAGGAGCUCGACAAAAAUAACCAGUUCGCCAUGCACAGAUUUCUGGAAAAUGCUACGAUCAAGGAGACCGACGCGGAGAGAAAAGUCCAGCGGUUUUACCUCUCAUGCCUGAGCAGCAGCAGAAGCCGGCUUGGGAGCCGAUCGCUCAGCGGCAUCAUCAGCCAGCUGGGCGGGUGGCACGGCGGGCACCCCACCACCACCACCACCACCGGCGCCACCACUGGCGACGCUGAGCUGCAGCAGCUACUGCAGCUCCUAGGCAGGAACUUCUCCCUCGGAGCGUUCUUCAAGCUGGGCGUCGGCUCCCUGCCGUUCGACUUCAAGCAGAGAGCCCUCGGGCUUUCAGUUCCAGACCUGGGCCUCCCAUCUCCUGACUAUUACCUUAACAAGACGGCAAAUGAUAAGGUGCUGACCACCUACCUGGACUUCAUGAUCAGGGUUCGACAGCUGCUGGGCGGUGUGGACGAGCGGGCCGCGUCCGACAUGCGCCUCGUGCUGGAGCUCGAGUCGAGGCUCGCUGGGAUCAUGGCUCUGACAGGCAGCAACAGGAAUCCCGGAUUCAUCACGUUCAGGGACCUGCAGGAUAUGUCACCAUUCCUCGACUGGACCCAAUAUUUCCAUGAGGUGUUUUACCCACUGCCUACGUACAGCCAAAGAACCGUGCUGAUCGAUAACAAGGAAUACUUCCACAGCGCGUUUGACCUCGUAAACAACACAGACAGAAGAGUGCUGCGUCUGUAUGCACUGUGGAGCCUCGUCCGGCAGCUGUUGCCCAGUUUGGAUGGUAGGUAUGAGGAUGCCAAGCAAGACCUAAUGGUGGCAAUCCACGGAGCGGACAAUGUCGAGUCGCGAGCGCGCUGGGAGUUCUGCGUGGAGGAGACCAACCGGGCCCUGCCCCUGGGCCUGGGAGCUCUCUACGCGAGGGCCACGUUUAAUGAAACGCAGCGGCGCAUGGCGGAGGACAUCGUCACAAGGAUACGAAAUGCAUUCGUGAGCAACCUGGACAGCGUCGCGUGGAUGGACGGCAAGACUCGCGCGGCAGCCAAAGAGAAGUCCAUGUCCAUCAAAUUUCAAGUGGGGUAUCCGCAAGGGAUGCUUGAGCCAGGAUUCCUGGAUCGAUUGUACGCCAACGUCACGGUGUCGGGAAGCUUAUUUGAGAACACGCUGGAGCUGUACCGGACACGGAGGGAAACCCUGCAGCAGCAGCUGAGCGUGCCUGUGGACAACAACGACAACAAUCGGUGGAGCAUGAACCCCCAGACGGCCAACGCGUACUACUCCCCGGAGGAGAACACCGUCGUUCUCCCCGCGGCGCUGUUCCAGCCGCCGCUUUUCCACGGAGACUUCCCCAUGGCGGUGAAUUUCGGCAAAAUUGGCGUCGUCAUCGGCCACGAAGUGACUCACGCGUUCGACGACCAAGGCCGGAGGUUCGACGGCCAGGGCCGGAUGCGUACGUGGUGGUCGAGCGCGUCGCUCGCCGCGUUCAAGCAGCGCAGCGACUGCUUGGUGGAGCUCUACGAGCGCUGGGCUGCGGGCGGCGAGGAGCGAUUCAGCGGCCGGCAGACCCUGGGGGAGAACGUCGCCGACCUGGGCGGCAUCAAGACGGCCUUCCGGGCCUACGAGAUGUGGACAGAGGAGAGGGGUGAGGAAGCCUUCCUGCCAGUGAGGAAUCUCACCGACCGGCAAAUUUUCUUCACAGCCUUCUCUCAGGUGUGGUGCUCCACGGAGACGGCGGAGGACCGCCGGCGCCAGCUCCUGCUGCGGGACACGCACAGCCCCGCGCGCCUCCGGACGCUCGCGUCGCUGUCCAACUCUGCCGAGUUCGCCGCCACGUUCAACUGCCCCGCGGCGUCGCCGAUGAACCCGCGGAACAAGUGCGACGUCUGGUGACCCAGGGCGGCGCCGGGCGCCCGUUUUACCGUUGGGAGGCGUGAGAGUCCGGAGCUUGUGAGGGCCCGCUGCCAAACCCCCAGCGUGGAGUUUGCGACCACGAGUUUUCGGGAUCCUACGGUGCCCAGCCGGCGUCUGGGAGAGUGGGAAUGAGCGGCUUUGUGUGUUGCUUUGUGAUCGAACAGUCUGGCUUGAACGUGCGGUCAAAAUGUUUACCAAUGCUUACCUGUGUGUCUAUACCAAUGCAAAAAAAGCAUUCACACUGUGGCCUUCAUCAGAAACGGUGUACCAUAGGUGACGUGUCGCGAAAUGGCCAUUCUUCACAGCGCAAGAGGCCCCACGGCACCUCUCCAGCCCCUCUCUCUAUGCACUGUGAAGGCCAUCGGCCAAAACACCGCCCAUUAUCCACCGUCUCUUACUUUUAAGGCCACACGGCAAUACUGACGAACGCGUCGAGAUUUUUUAUGAUUAUUACUGUUUGAGCCUGUGCACCACCGCCAGCGCAGUGUCGCCAAAGAAUUCGUCUGAUACUCCCAUGUGCUUAGCCGUUUGAGAAUACAGGGGGAAGACGUUGCAGGGCUGUUGAGAGAGCAGAGAAGCCACGGCCAGGGGAGCUUCUGUGAGCCGGGAUGUUCACGCGCUAAGCAAUCGCGAGCGUCGCGUAUGGCGAGUGACGCUCGCGAGCCCAGCAACGGGCGGCUCAAACGCCGCGAGGUGGCACAUUUUCUAUGCUAAUUACAGUACGAGUUUAGUUUAUCUUGCAGAAAAUUUAGUUGAGACGUUUUGUACAAAUUUUUUUUAACAUUUUGGAAAGACGCUUUUCAAAAGGUAAUGACCGAUUGAAUGCGAAAAUCAGAUGGUUUUUAGAAUACAAAUAUUGUUUUAAAUGUUUGUGUUUAAUAGGGGAUUGUGCAUGAGCUGUGUGUUUGGUACACAGCGGCGAGAGCCGGAUGGCUGCUGGGUAAUUUUAUGCAACGACUAGCUUGGUGCUGCCGAGAUCAUAAAUCCAGAUGACGGUCUCCCAACCCAGCUAGAAGCCAGAGUCCUGUCGGACGUGCGUGUGGUAGCCUCCGCCUGGAAUGUAUUCAGUCACUUGCUCGUGCAUUCGUUUUACAGGUAAAGCGCCCGGGCGAACGUCUGCACAUUUCUAGAGGGCACAUUAAGUUCGCGGUAAAACAGACCCUGAAGACUACCUGGCUGGUUGUUGUUGCAAGUUACCAUUUGUGGCAGCUCUCAUAGAGGGUUCUGUAAUAGAAUUCAAAGUCCCGAUGCCCAUAUAAUCGCGAGGAUAACAUGACACGUGCCAUGCUCUUCUGCCGUUUGUGCCGUUGAACCGUAUUAGGGCGUUAUGAAACCAAUGAACUUGCAGGGUACUGUACAUGGCAACGGUUAUCGUGGGGUCAGUGGAGAUGGGUGGAAACAGGUGCAGGGUACUGUACGAGGGAAGGUUCGAGAAGGGAAGUAGAAGACGGUAGAGUCUGCUGGAAGAAUCUACCGGGGGAAAGUGCUGGAAGUUACCGGGGCAUGGCCGAGCGGGUAGAUAAAGGGGAGCAAGGCCCACGAUUAGGGCGUGGCUUGGGGACUGAAGGACGACUGCAGGUGGACGACUUCGGGGCCGACUGUUGGAGAUCGACAUGGUGGAAACCAUCAAGAAGGACUGUUAGAGAUGAAUCUAGUGGAAACCACCGGGGCUGCAGAUGGUCAUAGCCCUGUGAAACGUGUUAGUCGUACUCUCGCCUUGUAAAUACGUUAUCAGGAAAUAAACUGCCUGGAAAAUG
Molecule: messenger RNA, 4338 nt
Organism: Petromyzon marinus (sea lamprey)
Lineage: Eukaryota; Metazoa; Chordata; Hyperoartia; Petromyzontiformes; Petromyzontidae
Product: endothelin-converting enzyme 1
Biological process (GO): protein processing
Cellular component (GO): plasma membrane
Molecular function (GO): metalloendopeptidase activity
Source: RefSeq, a predicted model, not a curated record